CCUAACUACCCCCUCCCCCGCGAGCGUUGCCAGGGCAACGUGAGCACUGGUUUCCACCCGGCCCUUAUUCGAGACGUACCAGCUUUGAAUCCGCUCCCUAACUGUCGCCCUCCCCGCGCGUGUUGUCAGGGCAACGGAGUCCCUAGGCUUCACACUGAUGCUGUCAAGGCUCAGGCCCGCCGUCGGGAACCCCCUCCUGGCCUCCGAAAGAAGGAAGAAGAGAGGCAAGAGGAUCCCCCAGUUUGAGGAGCUCUUAAGCCUGAGGGACUUCACGGGGGCCAUUGCUCUCCUGGAGUUUAAGCGUCAUGUUGGGGAACAAGAGCAAGAUGCAGACCUCUGGAUUGGAUAUUGUGCUUUCCAUCUUGGUGAUUACAAAAGAGCACUUGAGGAAUAUGAGAAUUUGACCAAGCAAACUGGCUGUAAUCCAGAUGUCUGGGUGAAUCUAGCGUGCACUUACUUCUUUUUGGGAAUGUAUACACAAGCAGAACAAGCCGCCUUGAAAGCUCCCAAAAGUAGACUUCAGAAUCGCAUAUUGUUCCAUCUAGCGCACAAGUUUCGUGAUGAGAAGAAACUCAUGAGUUUCCACCAGAAUCUUCUGGACAUAACAGAAGAUCAGCUUAGCCUAGCAUCUGUACACUAUAUGCGCUGUCACUACCAAGAGGCUAUUGAUAUCUACAAGCGCAUAUUGCUUGAUAACAGGGACUAUCUGGCCCUCAAUGUGUAUGUGGCUUUGUGCUACUACAAAUUGGAUUACUAUGAUGUCUCACAGGAAGUACUAGCUGUUUACCUUCAACAGGUUCCUGAUAGUACAAUCGCUCUUAAUUUAAAGGCUUGCAAUCAUUUCCGACUCUACAAUGGGAAAGCUGCUGAGGCAGAACUUAACAAUCUGAUGGAGAAUGCCUCAACACCUUUUGAGUUUGCUAAAGAACUUCUUAAGCACAAUCUGGUGGUAUUUCGAGGAGGAGAAGAGGCUCUCCAGGUAUUUCCUCCACUGGUUGAUGUCAUUCCUGAGGCUAGAUUGAAUCUGACUAUUUACUACCUCCGGCAAGAUGAUUAUCAAGAAGCUUACAACCUGAUUAAGGACCUAGAACCCUCAGAAACACAGGAGUAUGUCCUCAAGGGUGUGGUAACUGCAGUCCUUGGGCAAGAAAUGUGUUCAAGAGAACACUUGAAAAUGGCUCAGCAGUAUUUUCAGCUGGUGGGUACAUCAGCCAGUGAAUGUGAUACAAUUCCGGGGCGACAGUGUAUGGCAUCUUGUUACUUUUUGCUCAGGCAGUUUGAUGAUGUAUUAACCUACCUCAACUCAGUGAAGAGUUACUUCUGCAACGAUGACACUUUUAAUUUUAAUUAUGCCCAAGCCAAAGCCGCUACUGGCAAUACUAGUGAAGCUGAGGAGGUGUUCCUCUUGAUUCAAAGUGAGAAAAUAAAGAAUGAUUUUGUUUACAUCAGCUGGCUAGCUCGUUGCUAUAUUAUUAAUAAGAAGCCACGACUAGCCUGGGAACUGUACUUGAAGAUGGAAACCUCAGGAGAGUCCUUUAGUCUUUUGCAGCUAAUAGCAAAUGACUGCUACAAAAUGGGACAGUUUUACUAUUCUGCAAAAGCCUUUGAGGUCCUGGAAAGACUGGAUCCUAAUCCUGAAUUUUGGGAAGGCAAAAGAGGUGCCUGUGUAGGCGUUUUCCAGAUGGUUGUAGCUGGCAGAGAGCCUAAAGAGACACUAAGAGAGGUGCUGCAUCUUCUGAGAAGUACCAGUAAUCCACAAGUGGAGUACAUUGUCCGUAUAAUAAAGAAGUGGGCCAAGGAAAACAGAGUUCCCGUUUAAAACACCAUCACACAGAAAAUGGAAGCAAGCAGCCCUCUUAACAGAGAAAUAUAAAAAUCCCAUAAUAUGUUUAGAUGACACCUAAUGAAAUCUGUCAUAUUUGUGAGGAGUAUCUUGCUGCAGCCUCCCAGGUUCAAUUUUAUUUUGUACUAUAAUUUAUAUAAUUGAAUUUCAGUCAAAAGAUUAUCUCAGUGUGAAUUCAGCCGUGUCUUUACUGAGCCCAUAGUCUGUACUGAUGGGCCCAACCUCAUUGUACCCAUUUUCAAAGCAGAGUAAAAAAUGAACUCAAGAAUUACAUGUCAUAUUUUACUAGACUCUUAAUGAUUACAAAUAUUUUUGAAGCAUAACAAAAAAACUGGAAGUAGCAACUGUAGGAAACCUAUGCCAUGACAUACUUUUAAUUACAAUUUCUAGCACACACUGGGGGAAAAUUUAAGGAAAAAACAUGCCAUUUCUCCUUCUUUGAGUCUGGCUGCAAGGCUUAAAUCUGAAAGAUGCCUGCCCUGUGUUGCAAAUGUUUGUGAAUAGUCUGAGCAGUAAGGAAAUCCCUUUCAGAAAAUAUAUUAAUACCAGUAGAUAAAAUUGUAAAGAAAUUUAUAACAUACAGUGAAAUACUGUAGGAUAUACAGUGCACACUUUUACUUGUAGAAUGUAUAGUGCACACUUUUUUAGAUAGAUAGCUCCGAGUUACUUUUAUGUUUUCAGAUGUUUUUUAAAGUGUCAUCACCUAAGCUUUAAUUUUGAGUAAAAUAUAAAGAAAUAA
Sceloporus undulatus (fence lizard) is the source of this 2582-nucleotide messenger RNA. It is a transcript of the gene IFT56, whose product is annotated as tetratricopeptide repeat domain 26. Gene Ontology annotation, cellular component: ciliary basal body; intraciliary transport particle B; ciliary base. Gene Ontology annotation, biological process: intraciliary transport involved in cilium assembly; intraciliary anterograde transport. Gene Ontology annotation, molecular function: protein binding; intraciliary transport particle B binding. The record is from RefSeq and is a predicted model, not a curated record. The transcript has 18 exons. Lineage: Eukaryota; Metazoa; Chordata; Lepidosauria; Squamata; Phrynosomatidae. The coding region runs from base 158 to 1819 and encodes 553 amino acids.